AGAGUAUGACUCGAAAAUAAUGUAACGAGAAUGGUUGGUUAGUCGAUGUAGAAAGUUAGUUAUCAAUACUGCUGUUUUAGUCAUGAUAGCUUCAACUGCUUGCAUAGCGGGUUGCGUAGGUGAGAGGUGAUGUUCGCAGCUCAGGUCAGGUUGUUCAGAACUUGUUCAGAGUCGGCUACUUCACAUCGAGGCGUCGCCUGGUCUUGACUUGUCCUAGCCCGGCCAAAUCUUUUUCACUGCUUCGGUAGCUGCAACCAAUGCUGCAAUCUUCAGUACAUUUCCAACCCAAUUUCGCUCUGCUAGCACCGACCCGUGAGCAUGGUGAGUGCCAGUGGCGGAAACAGAAAUCUGAGGAAACGUCCCGCUGGACCAUCGCAAGUCAUCGGCAGUCGAUUUUCAUAUCCGCUAGUUUCGCCUACACGGAGCAGAUGCACUGAUCCGACGGUACAUCUCUAUCUACGCUGUAGUCUGGUAGUAGUGUGACCGGGCAGUGGUGACAGAUCAGUGCCCAAUGACUGCGUGGUAAAAUAACUCAUCACCUGCGAAUAUCAGAAUAUGGCACAUGCACAGCUCUUUAUCACGCUCAUGUGACCACUGUGAGUGGUGCGUACUAUGACAGGACUCGACUUGACCCUCGUCCCUCGAUGGUCGUCACAACCUCCAGCCAGCUCCCACUUUUACUACUAUACAGUCAGUUCUGGAUAGGGCUAGCACUUACGCAAGUAAUAGUUACGGGAGCUCCGCACCUGAAUAUUCUUUCCAUCUCCGAAAAAGAGAGCGGAACGGACAGAUAAGCUCCUUGCUUUCUGCUCUAGGUGGUCUUUGUACGAGGUUUCUAGGAGAGCCUGCUAGCGCCUCGAUUCGGCUGCUUGGCGCUUGGUGCCUGAAAAUAGCUUCAAGGUGCUAAAAGUAAAGGCUCGUUGCUGCUGUGUUCAUGGUGUUGGACAAGGGGAAUCUGGGCAGAGGAGUGUGAUCCCUCAGCUGACAGAAGUGUUACACCUUGUGAUCAUCUGAUCAAGUACCCAGUUAGUGCGUGUUGCUGUCGAGCGCGCACUGCGGUGUGCAUAUGCGUCCCUGAUUCUGCCCUGACUACUGCGGCCUGGUCAAGACUCAAGGCCAAGGGGAGAGACGUGUGUACGUGUAGUGGCUGUCAUUGUGGGUUGUACUUUGUAGUACUGUGCUCCCUGGCGUGAUGGUGGUGUGACCCUGUGUUACGGCUACAAGACCAAAAAAACCACGGGCGGAAGGUGUGAGACGCGAGCUGUGACUGGACUGUGUGUGGAACAUAACGAUCUACACGACCUGAACACGCUCACUACGCCUCUACGGCUGGAGUUGCACUGAGUUUGUUCGUGCAGAGUAUGUCCACAGAGUCCAUGGUCAGGUCUCCAGAUAGCAGUGGCAGCUCCAGGCCAGCUGGUGGAGGUCUGCGGAGGAGCAAUGGCAUGCCUCGAUGGGAGAACGAAGCGCGUCAUCUGCUCUUCCAGAAAGCCCCAAGGAUAGCCUCGCUUUCUCAACAACUAUCAACAGGAAGCGGUCUCGGUGAAGCCACCACAGCUCCGAAGAAUUUGGCACGGCACCAUUCCGCAAAUGAGCACGACUUGCUGAGCGGAACAACGAGUUUCAAGCACACCCAGUAUUCGGUGAAUCGGUCGCGGAGAAAUGGACUGAACUCACCGGUCACCACGUCUGACCAUGAUGGUAGAAAGGCAGCAGCGGCAGCAACAGCAUCCACCACCAUGCCAGCUACAAAGAAGCACCAGAUAUCCUAUGUUGAGCUGGUGCGGCAGAAAGGAGAGGCGCUCGGUAUCAUCAUAUCUGGUGGGUCUGAUCGCAAUCAACCUGUCACCAUCACACAUCUGAAGGGGGGAAGCAUCGCCAAAAGGAGCGAGGCACUGGAGGUUGGAGAUCAGAUUUUGGCGGUGAAUGGAACUGGUACGAAGCACUUACGGCAUCAGGAUAUCGUAGGACUGUUGCUUCAUGCUGGCGCUCUGGUCAGCCUUGAGAUAGAAUACGAAACUUCGCCUGAUGAUCCAUCAAAUGAGAACAACCUGAGGAAGAAGACAGUAUCAGUAACACUGAAGCGUGAAGGAGAUGGAUUUGGAUUCAAGCUAAGAGGCGGUGAGGAGGAGGGACGAGGUCGGCUUCUGACGUUUGCCCAUGUGCAGCCAGGUUCGGAUGGAUAUGGGCAAGGAUUGAUCAAGAUCGGUGACCGGCUGCUGACCAUCAAUUACAUCGACGUUACUCGGUACAGUGUGAGUGCGGCCAUGGCUCUACUGAAGAAGUGCAAGUCGGAGGUCACCCUUGAUGUACAGUAUGAUGUCACCAUACAGGAUGGCAUCCAGGGCAGUAAUCCGCUGGUCGUGGAACUGACAAAGUCCACUGGAGUUAGCCUGGGCAUCACACUCAGUGGGAGUCAUCUGUCUGGAGAUCCUAUCUUCAUAUCACAUGUGAGGGAUGGUGGCAUAGCUGAUAGAUGUGGAGCGCUACAUGCGGGCGAUCGUCUUCUAGCUAUCAACGGCCGCUCACUGGAGUCAUGCUCACUGCCGGAUGCUGUUCAGCUAUUGCUCCAGUCUGGCAACACGGUCAGGCUAGAGGUCAUACCGGGCAGCCAGGAGAAUCUCAAGGCCAUGGAAGAAGCGCUGGCGUCGGGUGGAAUGAAGACUGCAGAGGAGCCGCUUCCACCUCCACCACUCGACCUGCUAGUGGAUGACCCGAUGGAACUUGCUGGGCUCAAUCAUCAUUCUGGAAUGAAUGGUGUGGAGGGAACGCCAACUAGCGCCGGAUACGGCAGUGGGUUGCUAGGCGAUUCCAUGGCAACCCCAACGGAGCCACUGGCCUACACUCCCGACAGCUCCAUGAUGAGUAUCGCGUCAAGCACACUGCAGCAGCAGCCAUUGCAGAACAACCGUGGUCACCAUCAGUCUGUGUCAUCGGUCACUACUCCCCGACGGCCAUCAAAAGUAGUGUCCAUGGGCACACCAGCACACCCAACGCUACAGCGCAAGAUGACCAGUAUGCUGAUCUGCCGACAGGAAACUAUGGAAGUGGAGCUGAAAUCCGACUCGUAUGGCUUUGGCUUUGCCCUGCAAAGCGUACAUCAGGUGUACAUGGACGGUACCUCAUUCAUGAUCUCAAGCAUGGAGGCAGACGGACCAGCAGAUAGGCUUUGUGUUCUGCAAAUCGGAGACUCGGUGGUCAAGAUCAACGGAACGUCCACUACUGGCAUGACGGUCGAGCAGGCAUGCGACAUGAUCAGACACAGCGGCGGUACUGUUGUGCUGACGGCGGAGUUUGAUGUUGCCGAGGGUGUAGUGCCUAGUGCAGGACUGUUUGAUGUAAAGCUGCUAAAACAAGGCCGCUCCCUUGGCAUCACAAUCAAUGGAGGUAUGGAAGAUGGGAUUGCCUCACAGUUGUGGGUAUCGCAGGUCAAGAAAGGAGGAGUAGCCUACAGGUCGGGCAUGCUGCAGGCAGGUGAUUAUCUGAUAGCCGUCAAUGGCAAGAGUGUUGACGGUCUGACACUGACCCAGGCUGCAGAGUUGCUGAAAACCGACGAUGAGUUUGUGACACUGCAGAUCAAGAAGGACCCGAGGAUUGCUGGCUCCAGUGACUCUGUAGUACUCACGGUGGAGAUCAGUCGACAUGGUGAGAACCUGGGAAUCACACUGAAUGGAUCCAACAUUGCAGGAGAGCCUAUCUACGUGGCCCGUGUUAAAGAAGACGGAGUGGCAUACAAGACCGGUGCACUGCUUGAAGGUGACGUGCUUCUCAGUAUCAACGGUCACAGUCUCCGCGACAGCAAUUUGGAAGAAACGGUUGACUUGUUGCUGAAAGCAGGCGACAACAUCACGUUCAGGAUUAGCCGAGCGGCCAAGAAGCCACUCUCAUCUUCCGAUGCUGCUGAAGCCAACUUGGAGGUGUUCAACAUCACCAGUAGCUCGCCUUCUAAGCCACCUUCACGGCGACCAUCGAAACAGUCGUCGUUCACCGACUCCCAGUGGUCACCUGAGGAUAAGGUGUUCUACAGUGAUAACACGUCCGCUGCGGCUGCAGCCGUCUCAGCGGCGCGCGGCGGUCCGGCAAACACGGAGCAGAACAACGGCGACGUCCGGAGCGAGAACAGCAUCUCGCCGUUCAGCAUCCGCACGCUAGGUGACACGCCCACACCCACUCAUCACCGCAGCAAGACACCGCAGCAAGCUGCACAGCCGGAUAGCUCGGCCAUCUUUCAGGAGGCCAAACGACUGCAGGAGCAAUGGCAGGGGACGGGCUCCGGGUCGAAUCACAGCAGAUACACUGCAGCUCCGCAACGCAAUGGUUUUCACAAUGCACACAUGAAGCUGUCCAGGUCCAUUGAACACAUAGAGCAUCCUACCUACCAGCCAUUUGAAAAUGGUGACCAGCAUCGCCGCCCUGUCGUCAGCGAGCACGCUAAAACCCGAUAUGACCAGCAAUCGCCACAGGCUGCCACUUAUGCUAAAGUUUCUAAGCCACCGGUGCAGCUGCCGCCAUCAAGCAGUCAGCGAUCACGGAUCCUGACCGACCCGUCCGCUGCGCAAAGCCCGUACUCGCGCUAUCUGCGGAAUCGACCGCAGCAAGCCCGUAGCCUGACUGGCCUGAACUCAUACGAGGAGUUUGGCCGACAUCACCCGCAAGCCGGUAGCACGUUUUCGCUGACGUUCGACCGAGACACUGGUCCUUCUCCCGUGCAGCACGCUGUGCAGCGGCAGUACGAGCCGUCCAAUCGGUCACACCGUCACCGUCCAUCCAGUAGUAGCAGCCGGCGCAGUGUAACUCCAACAGGUAACGACGAGCAAGCGGACUCUGGGGCAGCGGUAACGCCGGUGUACGCCGAGGCAACAUACAGUAGUGGCCGUCCGCCACCAUUGCCACCUCGCAACACACCACUGUCGACGCAGCAACCGCUACAGUACCAUCAUAUUGAACUGUACAGACAUGGCGGACGCAGCAAUGGUAUUGCAGCUGGCUUCGGCUUCAGCGUCAGCGAUGGCAAAGAGUUCCCAGGUGUAUUUGUCAGGGCACUGCAGCCAAACGGCAUUGCUGAGCGCUCUGGAAAGCUAUUCCCAUUUGAUCGAAUUAUCGAGGUCAAUAAUUAUGAUGUCAGAAACUGGGACUGCCGCCGAACACUCCCCUUGCUGGCCGAAGCAGGCAGUAUAUUGAAGUUGGUCAUAUGUCGAUCUAUGGUUCAUCCCGUUUUGCAAUAAUCAUCCUCGGACUAUGUGAAUCAUGAAUGGCUCUACCAGUACGGGGAUGCUGAAGCUGUUUUCGGAUUCGGUGUUGUGAAAUAUCACCACUUCCCCGGCUCAGAUGAGAAUGUCUGUUCAGGAGAUGUUCUGUGCUGUUUCCAUGACAUUGACUUCACUUUUGCGUUUCUGCCUUGUCCCAUACAAAGCACGUGAAAUUCCGCAACCGUUCUGCUGUAAGAAUAAGGUAAACCACUUCCAUAGCCACCAUUGGUGUACAAUGGUAAAAUACCGCUGAGAUGUUCACUAUUGUCAAACAGAAUCACUGUAAAAAAAACGAUUUCUUGCCAGUAAAAUCAUGAUCGCCAUCCAUUACAAGCACAGUGUAAAUAUUGCAGACUGCUACGGCUGACUACAAGUGAUGGGUUUGCAAAAAAUCCUGCUCACGGUGCCAACGGAUUUUCAAGGAAAAUGAGUGCUCUUGAGUGAUGCUAACUAACUUACUGUUCGAAAUACUCCGUUACCAUGAUUUUUCAAUCUUCAGGCUAACCUAUGAGAUAGCAAUAUAAACUUUCUGUGCCCUUUUAUGCCGCUGAGUAAGUGUUCUCACUCCUGUUACCUAUGAUGAUUUUUGCACUUUUAUGCCUGUGAGGCGCGAUGGAGCGGAGUGUGCUUUGCUGUGAUUUCACCCUUUUCUGAGAUUUUCACAUUUUCGUUUAACACUAGUAAUUGCGGAUCAAACGGCACCGUUGGUCCAUCAUGUACGCACAUAAUGCCACAUAUGCAUGCGUGCACACACACAGACACACACACACACUCAGACUCAGACAUGCCCAUCGCGGACGCGAUGAUAGCGAACAGCUAUGUUAGACAUAGCAACUAACUUGUGCUGGGAUUACACCAUUCAACAGCUUGCAAGGCUGAUGAAUUGACCACCACUAAUUUAAUUUUAAUUUCAGCACCCCGUGGCCGUCCGCCAUUGCGGUGGAUAGA
Molecule: messenger RNA, 6197 nt
Organism: Sycon ciliatum
Lineage: Eukaryota; Metazoa; Porifera; Calcarea; Leucosolenida; Sycettidae
Product: glutamate receptor-interacting protein 2-like
Exons: 24
Coding region: 1362-5225 (1287 amino acids)
Biological process (GO): neurotransmitter receptor transport, endosome to postsynaptic membrane
Molecular function (GO): protein binding
Source: RefSeq, a predicted model, not a curated record